Brassica rapa (field mustard) is the source of this 4177-nucleotide messenger RNA. RefSeq lists its product as uncharacterized. The record is from RefSeq and is a predicted model, not a curated record. Lineage: Eukaryota; Viridiplantae; Streptophyta; Magnoliopsida; Brassicales; Brassicaceae.
AUUUUACGAUGGUAUAUGUUAUAUAUUUAUAAAAUGAAAAUCUACCCGCACGGAUGUGCGGGUGAAAAAUCUAGUCUAUACUAUUAAAUUACAAGCGACGUCCAAAAAUGUUAGCAAUCAUGUUUACUGUAUUUCCAAUUGAGUGAUUAAGGAUAAUUAAAUAUAUUUUUUUGGUAAUCAAUAUUAAGAAGGAUAAUUAAAUUCUUAACUAAAAUUACACAUGCGUGAACGACCUCAAAAACUCGUAAUCUGAGUAAGAAAAUAACCAUUGAUCACAACAAUCAUAUUAAUAAUAAAUAUGUAAUUAUUCACCCAUAAGAAAGAAAGGUACUAAUUUGCCCAAAGAAGUCGUUUUCUUUAAGCAAAAAAAAAAGGUCUUUUCUUGUUAUUAUUAAUAUUAUUAUGUAUGUAUGGAUUUAAACGGAGCUUUUCUGGUAAAAUGUUCGGCUAAAGGCCAUUAAAAUGUAGAAUAUUAAGAUAACAGAAAGACUAUAAAAUAAUCAAAAGGUGGCAAAUUGCUGCAAAGUUCAACUACGUAUCUACAUGCAAAUUGCAAAGUCAAACUGUCGCUUGUCCGAAACAUUUUGUAUAAAAUGUUUUUUUACUCUAAACUUUUAAUAACUCAUUCUCUACUCAAAUCUUUCUUCUUCUUUUUUGGGUCAAACUCUCUACUCAGAUCUCUCGUUCUUUCGAUUCUUUGGACUCUUUUCACUUCAAUUUUGAAUUAUUUCGAGGAGAAUCAUUACUGUAUUAUAAUAUUUCGUGUAGAUCGUCUGUUGAAUAAGAAAAGGCUUGAGUUCCCACAAUACGAUCGGUCAUGUACACAAAGAUUAAUAAGGUUUUGGAUUCUGAGAAAAUGGGUUUUAUCCGGCCACCGGCGGUGAGAAAGGACGGUGACUAUAUAGAGAGCAUCUUUGGAGACUAUUCCGCCGGCAAAACAAAACCAAGUCGGAAGCUCAACUCCACCAAGUUCGUGACGGUGCUGACGCUUCUUCAGUUCGUAUUUGCCGUCUACGCCACUGGACUUCUCUACUACAUGAGUCCUUCUAUUGACUUGCGGGCCAAACCGGACUUCACUUGGGCCACCAAAUGGGCCCAUAACAUGCGUAGUUACAUUGUUACCCCUCAUGUCGUCAGCCAUAUACAAGACUCUGCCUCUAUGCUAAAAUCAUCAGAGGAGAAUAUUCCGGCGGUGUUCUCUCCGGCGGAGGUUUGCGAGUACGAAAAGAUCGACUUCUCGCAGAAGAAAUCAAACGACGAGAAGAUGAUCAAGAUGAAAAGAGAGCUAUACGACGACGUUUUGGACUUCCAGAAGAAGAAUCUCGGUUCCGAGAGUUUAGAAGAGCUGAUGAAGAUGAAGUCUAAAUGGGCCUUAAACGGGCCCAACAAACCCAAAGUAACAGUGAUCCUAAACCAUUUCAAACGAAAAACGCUUUGCGCUCAGCUCGAUUCUCUCCUCCACCAAACGCUGCCGUUUCACCAUGUCUGGGUCCUCGCCUUCGGGAGCCCCAACGAACCCUCUCUCCGGCGAAUCGCCGGGAGCUACAACGACUCUCGGAUCAGCUUCAUCAGCUCAAACUACGACUUCAAAUACUACGGGAGAUUCCAGAUCGCGCUCCAAACGGAGGCGGAUCUCGUCUACAUCCUCGACGACGACAUGAUUCCGGGGAAGAAGAUGCUUCAGAUGCUCGCGCACGUCGCGGGGACGGAGAAGUACGAGAACUCUGUUCUCGGAAGCAUCGGACGGAUUCUUCCUUUCCGGCAGAAGGAUUUCACGUUCCCGAGCUACAGGAAGUUCCGAUCAAAGGAGGCGGGGCUUUACUUGCCUGAUCCGGCGUACGACAUCACUCUGGAUCGGAUCCUCCAGGUUGAUUUCUUGUCUAGCUCGUGGUUCUUGUCAGCUGAGCUCGUUAAAGCGUUGUUCAUCGAGAAGCCGUUCACGUUCGCUACUGGCGAAGAUCUUCACCUGAGCUACCAGCUUCAGAAGUAUAGAAACGCAGGUUCUUUUGUGCUUCCUGUGGAUCCAAAUGACAAAGAGACGUGGGGAGAUAGUGAACAUAGACUCGCUUACGUCUCUGAGACCACAGUUAUCUUCAAAAACAUUGUGGAAGUCAGAGACAACCAAUGGUGGAAAGCGCUUUCGACUGGUUACAUAACCCAAUGGGCUGCAAUGUAUCCUCAGAAGAUCGACGCUCUGUUCUACGCGCAUUCGGUCGAUGAAGUCAAAGCCCUUGGUCCUUUGCUUGAGAAGUUCAGAACUACCGUUGGUAAAAAGGCUUACAUCGCGGUUUCAGGAGGGAAGUUUUGUGCGUGCGAGGAUGCUGCAUCGGCUUUGAACUGGCCUAAGGUGGUUUGCAAUGAGAGGAGGUUCAAGAUAUUUGAUUUGGAAGUGGGAGCUAUCUUGGGUGUGUCGAACUCUGAGGUUCCUGUGUUGCAAGCUGUGUAUUCGAGUAUGAAAGGGCUUAUCAAGAUCCAUAACCCUAGCGUGGUGAUUACUGUGGCUGAUGCUGAUCCUAAUGUGAAGAAAGCUUUGAAAAUGGCUACCGAGACUAACCUUAAUGGCACUGCAUUGGUUCUUCUUCCUAGAGCUUCUAUCUCCAAGGUUCUGUGGAUGGCUGAUUUAAGAUCAACAGCUUUGCCAAACUGGAAUAAGAUGAGAGUCUCAGUGAACAUCAUCACACAAAACCGAGCUCAAUCUUUACUAAGAUUGCUUAGGUCUUUGAGCAAUGCAUACUAUCUUGGCGACGAGAUACCUAUCAGCUUCAACAUGGAUAGCAAAGUGGACGAAGAGACGAUCAAAGUAGUGACCACAUUCGACUGGCCUCACGGACCAAAAACCUUAAGAAGAAGAAUCAUUCAAGGAGGAUUAAUCCGAGCCGUGAGUGAGAGUUGGUACCCAGCUUCUGAUGAUGACUUUGGUCUCUUACUUGAAGACGACAUUGAAGUCUCUCCUUAUUAUUACCUUUGGAUCAAAUACUCUCUCCUCGCUUACCACUACGACCCUCAAAUCUCUUUCCCGGAACUAGCCUCCAUCUCUCUUUACACACCCAAGAUCGUCGAGGUCGUUAAAGAGAGACCUAAAUGGAACCCGACAGACUUCUUCAAACAGAUCCACCCACACACACCGUACCUUCACCAGUUACCUUGCAGUUGGGGAGCUGUCUUCUUCCCAAAGCAAUGGAGAGAGUUCUACGUCUACAUGAACAUGAGAUUCACCGAGAACGCGAAAGCUAAUCCUGUUCAGAUUCCUAAAUCAAGAACCAACGGUUGGCAAGCUUCUUGGAAGAAGUUCUUGAUCGACAUGAUGUACCUUAGAGGGUACGUUAGUCUCUACCCGAACUUCCCUAACCAGCAGAGCUUCUCAACCAACCACAUGGAACCAGGAGCUCACAUUGCAGCCAAAGACAACGUGGUGAAACACAACAAAACCGACUUCGAAGUUCCUUUGCUUAUGGAUGAUUUCAGAAACUUCUUACCGAACCAGAAACUCCCUCCGGCUUCAAAGCUUCCGUCACUCAACCUCUUUAACAUGCCGGUUUCUCUUAAAGGCCUUAAAGCUGCAGGUGCUAAGCUUGGUCAAGAUGUUCUUCGUUGCAACAAUAUAUCUGAGAUUGUUGCCGUCAAUCAUCAGACAGGUUUACCAGCUAGAUGCAUGAAAUUCUGAAGAUACUCCCAUUUUGCCGGGCCGGUAAUUUUUCUCUGUGGAUUCUUGUUGAUUCUUUGUUUUUUAAAUUAGUUAUAUAUUAUAUGGUAGAAUGGAAAUAAAUAUAAGGAGAUAUGUAACUGUCUAAAGGCAAAAGAGUAAAUGUUCUGUAACCUUUGAUUAACUCCACUUUUUCACUAUAGCUCUGAACUUGAAGUGUCAUCAAAAGAAACAUGAUUUGAUUCUGAUGAAUACAAUGUUGUUGUAACCUUUGUCUCUGUAGCCAUCACAAGAGACAUCAAUGUUUCUUUCUAUGUAAGAUGGCAAAUCAUCUCCUUCAUAAAAUAGAUUCAUCAUACCAAGUCUCUUUUUAAAUCCUCGCUAGAAUACAACACAAUGAAAAGAGAGGAGCAUCUGACCAAAACAGAGACAAACAGAUGUCUACACAUCCCAAAAAAAACAGAGUUGUCUAAAUGUAGAUUUGAUUAGCCCUUCCUAAAUAACCUCACAAGAAAAUACAAAUUACACAAACGA